GUUUCAGUCAAAAUGAAGAAGAAUUCCACAAAUUUGCGAUUACGGCUCCCUGCUCUAAUUUUUGCAUCAGAGGUUGUGAUUGUGGUCCUCUAUGCUUGCUUUGUGACCUAUGAUGAUCAUGCUAAUGCACUUCUACAAAACAACCAGACACGGCACAUGGAGAAUUCAUUUUAUCAAAACUAUCCGUUUUUUGCUGACAUUCAGGUGAUGAUAUUUAUUGGAUUUGGCUGCCUUCUGGCCUUUUUCCGACGCUAUGGCUUUGGUGGAAUGGUUUUUAAUUUUUUAGUUGCUACAUUCACCAUUCAGUGGGCAAUUCUGAUUCAAGGAUUCUUUCAGUUUUUCUAUGAUGGGAAGAUUCAUCUUAGUGUGCUGAACCUGAUUAAUGCCGAGUUUGCUUGUGCUGUUGUGCUCAUCUCAUUUGGAGCCGUGUUGGGAAAGACGAGCCCUGUGCAACUCUUGAUCAUGGCCUUGCUCGAGAUCCCUCUGUUUGGUGUCACAGAAUGGGCUGUACUGAAAUACCUGAGGAUCAAUGAUGCUGGUGGCUCGAUUCUUAUCCACAUUUUUGCCUGCUACUUUGGUCUGGGUGUCACAUUUGUCCUGUAUAGACCAAGCCUAAAUGAAGGACACCCAAAGGUGUCCACAAGUUACCAAUCAGAUCUGUUAUCUGUAAUGGGAACCCUGUUCCUCUGGGUGUUUUGGCCAUCUUUCAACUCAGCGCUGACCUUCAAGGGUGACGACCAGCACCGAGCCGUUCUGCACACAUUUAUAGGUCUCAGUGCCUCAACAAUUACUGCUUUUGCCCUGUCCAGCAUGCUAAGUAAGAAUGGUAAGAUCAGCAUGGCUGAUGUGCAGAAUGUAACAUUGGCUGGAGGUGUAACUGUCGGCGCCUCAGUGGACAUGAUGAUUUCACCGGCUGCUGCUUACGUUCUGGGAGUCAUGGGGUGCUUCGCGUGCAUGCUGGGGUACAAAUACCUAAGCCCAGUCCUGGCACAAAAGCUGCGAAUACAGGAUCAGUGUGGCAUACAUAACUUGCAUGGACUAACCGGACUCAUUUCCAGUCUUGCAGGAAUCUGUGCCAUCCUGCUGGCGACCGAGGAAACAUACGGCCCCAGUCUUUAUGAGACUUUCUCUCAUCAAGCACCUCCUGAAGGAGACCCUCAGCUCAUGGAGUUACAACAAUUGAUCCCGGAUCUGGAAGCAGGCUUGGGCAGAAGUGCAAAGGAACAGGCCCUCUUUCAGGUGGCUGCACUGUUCGGGACCAUUGCCGUGUCUGCAGUAGGGGGGAUGCUGACUGGUGUAGUUCUCAAGCUACCAUUUUUGGCUUCACCCUCAGAUGAGCAAUGCUUUGAUGAUGAGGUCUUCUUUACUGUUCCUUCAGAUUACGACUGUGUAAAUGUUCUCAGUGAAACAAGGAAAGCUGAGAAUGAAUGAAGAAAGAUAAAAGACUACAGCUUAGUAGGAGCAUCAAAUAAAGGAAUAUCAAUGCUGGACAAUAGGCUAAACAACAUUAUGAGUACUCUAACUCUGCUUGGUGAUUGUACUUACAAAAUAAGAUUAUUUCAAUGUUUGCUAUCAAAGUAUAAACUGUACCAUACAUUUGAUUUUCAUACAUAUUUGUUAAAUUAAUAUUUUUUGAUCUAAUGUUUUUCUAUAUUCUGUCUAUAGUUAAUGAUUCAUUUAUUAUUUUGUGAACUUUUUUAUUUGGAAUUAAGAGAACAUGUAUUUUAAAUUAAAAUGUAAAAUCUGUGUGAA
Danio rerio (zebrafish) is the source of this 1752-nucleotide messenger RNA. It is a transcript of the gene rh50, whose product is annotated as Rh50-like protein. Gene Ontology annotation, biological process: ammonium transmembrane transport; transmembrane transport; ammonium homeostasis. Gene Ontology annotation, cellular component: membrane; plasma membrane. The record is from RefSeq and is marked provisional. Gene Ontology annotation, molecular function: ammonium channel activity. Lineage: Eukaryota; Metazoa; Chordata; Actinopteri; Cypriniformes; Danionidae.